Panicum virgatum (switchgrass) is the source of this 2107-nucleotide messenger RNA. Its product is annotated as E3 ubiquitin-protein ligase SIRP1-like. Lineage: Eukaryota; Viridiplantae; Streptophyta; Magnoliopsida; Poales; Poaceae. Gene Ontology annotation, cellular component: cytoplasm. Gene Ontology annotation, molecular function: ubiquitin protein ligase activity. Gene Ontology annotation, biological process: protein ubiquitination. The transcript has 3 exons. The coding region runs from base 503 to 1522 and encodes 339 amino acids. The record is from RefSeq and is a predicted model, not a curated record.
GGUUUUAUCAGCCGAGCUGCGGAUUACGGGUGCUAAAUGAACUCCCUCAAAGGCAAAACAGGCCAGCGCGAAUUCUACGCUUGCAAGUCAUAACGAUCUUUUAUUGGUUGGAGAUUUGCGGCGAUGAAAUUAAAUAUCCUUUUCUCCGUUUAGAGCCGGGCGGCGACGAUGUGGCCUGUACCCUGUAGGGACUGGUAGUGAGUAAAGAAUCCAGCAUGCCAGCCACCUGCCCCGUAACUUCUUCUGGUUCCUCUUCGUCAUCAUCCUCCUCCUACUCCCGACGAAGCAACCAAGGACGAGAGGCGGGGGCGGAGGACCGCCGCCGCAGCCCAAUCCGCUAAGGGGUAGAGGGAACAGCCCGCGGAAAGAAUCUUGUUCUUCAAAUAGAAAGUAUGGAACUGGGACCCGAUUCUUGAACUAAGAAUCUCGACUCCUCAUCUCUGCCUUCCCCGUCUCCAAGAUCUGCCAGUGCGCCCUUGUCUCCAAGUGAAGGAUUUGGAGGAUGACAGAAGCUGCAAUUACAAGGUAUUGGUGCCAUGAAUGUGAGCACGCCGUUGACUUUGAGGGGGCCAUGGUCGAGGCCAUGGCUGAGGAGAUCAAGUGCCCAGCCUGCGAUGGUGGAUUCAUUGAGGAGAUGAUUGGCGAGGAAUUUGAGAGAUUGACCAGCCAACACUCAGAGCAGGAUUUAUCACAAUGGGGAACGUCUGACCAUCCUUUUGAGCAUCCAGGAGCGACAGCGGACAGCGAGGAUGAUGAAGAAGAAGAUGAUGACGAUGAUGAUAUGGGCCGUGAGUUUGAGGGUUUCAUCAGGAGGCAUCGACGGGCAUCAGCUCUUCGUCGUGUACUUGACAGCAUCCAAGAUGACCUCAGAGCUGACAGGGAAAGGGACAACUCCAUUCUGAUCAAUGCCUUCAACCAGGCCCUUGCUCUGCAUGGCUCAGUGCUCGAUCCUGAUGAGGUCCGGGAUGACCAAGGCAGCUCUAGCAAUGAUGAUGGUUUGCUGGAGGAGUAUGUGCUGGGGGCUGGGCUGAGCUUGCUGCUUCAACAUUUGGCUGAGAGUGACCCAUACCGAUAUGGUACCCCUCCUGCUAGGAAAGAGGCGGUUGAAGCUUUGCCCACUGUUAAAAUUGAAGAGGUCGUCAGCUGUUCAGUCUGCCUUGAUGAUCUUGGGCUGGGCUCCCAGGCAAAGCAGAUGCCUUGUGAGCAUAAGUUCCACUCUCCAUGUAUCAUGCCAUGGCUUGAACUCCAUAGUUCAUGCCCUGUGUGCCGGUUUGAGCUACCAUCUGAAGAGACGAAAGACUUGAACGAGCCUAGCAAUGUCGUUAGAACAGAGAGCAUCCAUGACGAAAUCAGAGCUGAUGGCCCUGGGAAUGACAAUGAGAGCAGUAACAGAGCUUGGGCCCUAGCUCCUUGGUUCAAUGGGCUAUUCUCGGCACCUGAACCGCAAACUGCCAGAGGCGCUUUGACUGAUCAACAACCACCUUCAGCUACUGGAACCAACCCGAAUGCUGGGGAAAGCUGAUUUCAUCUUCCUUUGUGAAUAAUGCUUAUACAUCUGAGGAUAGCAAUGAACCAUGUUGGUAGAACACUUCUUUUUCUCUAGUGAUAAUCCUUCUAGGAUGAAUCACAAGGUACAAAGUUUGUGGCUGCUCUGUUUUGCCAUAUGUUUAGCGAUCAUUUAACCUUUGUUGAGUUCAUUGCUGCUGAGUCAAUCUGCGUCCUGUGCAAUGCAAUCAUUUUCUUUCAUGUCCACUGCCUUGAGCUCACGGCAAUUUUUAGUUGCUUGUGAACAUGAAGUAGAGAUAAACCUCGUGUCUUCAGUUCUCAUCAGAAAUCAAUGGGUUGGGAAGUGCAGAUAUCAAUAUCGAGCAAGGCAACCUGUUCAAAUAUUGUGAAGCAAAUUUGAACAUCUGAUUGUAGAUUCAAGAAUUUCUGGUGGUGUCUGUUGCUUUGAUGGAACGCAUUUGGGCUAUUUUUCUGGAAUCUUAUAAUCUAUGCCUAGGAUUUAUUUGGUUUUCGGUUGGCCUUUUUCUUGUGCUUACCGGUUGAACUAUUUUGUGUACCAGCUGCUCUUUUAAGCGAAUUCACUGAAGUGGAAUUUUCUAAA